UUCUGACUGAGUCUGUUGUCUUCUAGACCUCUACUAUCAUCAUCUGCAACAAAACGCCAAGAUAUGGUGAAAGGCUUCCUGCGGAGUCCCGAGGGGCUCUUCCAGUUGUCACCGAGCGUCACAUUAGUCGGACGAGAGAAUUGUGACUUAAACAUCCAGCUAUCGUCAAUAGAAUUACAGCACGCUGUUAUCGAGUACAGCGAUGCCGAAAGCUGUUUCGUGAUCCAGGACCUGAACACUGCGCAUGGAACGUACGUCAACGACUGCCGCGUUCAGAAUGCUGCCGUGAGGCUGGCUCCGGGAGACAGUAUCAGGUUUGGGUACACGGGAUUCCCGCAUGAAUUGGAGGUGGAAGAUGACCAGGUAUCUUAUCCGCCUGUUGGUGGUAAUAGGGGUGGAGCCAGGAUGAUGCAAGAGAGUGUACCCCUCACCGACUACUCCCAGUCCCAGCUCCCAUACCUCAACAACCAUGCAGGGGGUGACGCCCCUUACGGCCAACCCCAGCAGUCCACCCUCCCUUCCCUGGGAGGGGGCUCAUCAGCUGCCCCACCCCCAGCAGUAUGGGGGACCCCACCCACAGGCGUUAGUGGGGGUGGGGUGAUACCGAGACCCCCCAGAGCCAGACCGACGAGUGCGGGUAACAGGAGGGGGAGCGGAAGUGGACCGGGGACUGGGGGAGGGGUGCAUAUUGCAAGUCAGAGCCCUACAAACAGCCCUCUCCCACCAAGACGAGCCGUAACAGGAGGAUGGGUUGGUUCAAGUGGAGCUCGAGGUGUAACGUCCACUCAGCAGGUCAAUGGCAGUCCUAACACAAGAGCGUCACCGGUCAAUGACAUGUUAGCUGCUCAUGAAAAGGAUCAGAGGCUGCUCAGAAUGGGUGACGAAAUCAACCGACUGGCUGUUUUCGAGGCUGAAUCCCAGCGGAAGGACGGGGUCAUCGGUCAGCUGCGGUCGGACAUGGAAUCCUUGGCCAUGCAGUCACACCAGGCCCAACAGCAGCAGAAACCUCCUCCGGUAGCCGAUACCACGGUCCAGAAGAGACUCAAGGAACUGGAGAAGGAUGUCAAUCUGAAGCAGCUCGAGGUCAAUGCACUGAAGGAAAAGAUGUCCAAGAUGAGGAUGGAGAGCACCGAUCCCAUGGAGAACAUCGCCCACCUGCGCUCCCUGCUCCACCAGCGGGAGCGGGAGCUGGUCUCCCUGCGCCAGGAGGUGGACAAGCUCCGCAAGGAGAAGGGCACCAGCUCCGCCCUGAUGACCAAGCUCCAGCGCGACCUCACCACCAAGGAGGGCAGCAUCUCCAGGAUGAGGGGCGAGGUGGAGCUCCUCAAGAAGGAGCUGAGGGAGAAGGAGGUGGCCAUCUCGGCGCUGGCCGCCAAGUUCUCCCGCAUGAGGGAGACCAAGAAGCACGAGGAGGAGCUGGCGGCAAGGAACAAGGAGGUGGUCACACUCAAACAUAAAUUGAAAGGUGCCGAGAGCAAGGUCGAGGCACUCACGAAACAGACCGCUGAACAGAAAGAGGAGAUUGAUAAGUUAACAGCUCAAGUUGAAGAUGAAUCAAAGACAAAACAGAGGUUUAAAGAUGAGAAGGAAGACAUGAAGAAGAAAUUCCUGGAGUCUCAGAGAUUAGAGAAGCAAGCCAGAGUAGACAUCGACCAAGCUAAGAAACAGCUGGAGCGCUUUAGACAAAGGGUCAUGCAGACGACUUUCUCGGCUCCGGGAUUCCGUGUGCCUGACGACGAAUCGACCGUCACGGACGACAGCCUCUUGGAGACGAUGACCAAGCUCAUCACGGAACGCAACGAGGCGAAGAACAAGUUGCGAGAACUCAAAGACACCAUGAAGGGUCUGGAGACAUCGAGCAAGGAGACUAAGUCUAGCCACAAGACACUCAAGCAACAUCUGAUAGCUGCGGAGAAACGUCUUGAAGAAGGAGGCAGAACAUGUUCCCACAUUCGUAACGAGAUCAAGCUCCUCCAGUCGGUCACCGUGGAUGAAUCCUUACAGAACGUCAAAGACACCAUCGCUAUGAUGCUCCAGAAUGAGUUGGCAUGGCAACAGUCGUUUGAGACCACCCUGGAGAAGUGUGGCUUUGACAUCAAGACUGGUGGCAAAGAUCUUCAAGCCCACAUCGAUAAACUGAGAGACCAGGCUAACAAGGAGAAGAAACUGAAGGAGGAGAUUCAGAUGAGCGUCGACACCAUGUCAUCGGGGGUCAGAUCGGAGAUGGAGAGGAAGCUGGAGAGACAGAAGAUGGAGCAUGAAGAGACGAUGAAGUUCACCAUGGAAAGAGUCAAAUUAGAAAGUGUCAAAGAAAUGCAAACAGCCGUUGAAGAAGCAAGACAAUCUGAGAAGACGAGAUUGGAGGAGACUUUGCAGUCAGAGAGACAGAAGGUACAACAUCAAGAGCAGAGCCUGGAGCAGCUCAGACAGGCUCUGACAGAAAGAGGUACAGAUGAUGAGAAAUAUGUCACCAUGGAGAAGAGUCUGAAAUCACAAAUCGAAGAACUCCAGAAAGAAGAGAGCAGGCUGAGGGAGGAACUCAGUCUCCACCAGGAGCAGCACAAGAGCUCCGCCUUGAAGGUCGAAGGUCAGGUGACGGAGAUGCUGGAGUCCCACGAGAAGCAGGCAGCCGGGUUCAAGGAGCAGAUCCGCCAGCACGCCCUGACCAUCGUCUCCUUGGAGGAGAAGGCUAAGAAGACACAGAAGGAGCAUCAGGCCUCCAGGAAGGAGGCCAAGGAGCUGGAGAAGAAACUUGAAGGUGAUUCAAACCAAGCAAGUGGAGGAGGAAUUGAAGAGAAUCAAGGCUUCUUCCCGGCCAAGCCUGUCAUCGUAACUCAACCAUCUGCAGAGGUACCGGCCCUUCAACACGCCAUCAACCUGAUCAAGAGGGAGAACGGUCAGCUGAAGAAGGAGAUGCAGGACCAGCAGGACGUUGUCUUGGGUCUCAGGAGAGACUUGGCUGGAGCCUCGGCCAGACUCUCAGACAUGACAGGAGAGCUGAGUGACCGUCAGAAGGAGGAGAUGGAGAACCAGAAGGCUCUCAUCAAGGACCAAGAGGCCGAACUGACCACUCAGAGACAGCAGCUGGUCAAGCUGUCCGAGCUGGUGGACAGGAAGGGGAUCGAGACGGAGAACAUGGUCAAGGAGAUUGCUGCACAGAAAGAACUGUUGCUGAGACAAAAGAAGGACACCGCAAUCAAGGACUCUGAGCUGAACAGAUUGGAGCAGAACCUCAAGCAGGAGCAAGUUCAAUCCCAGAAGGCCAAGCAGGAAGUAGAACAGGAGGGUUUGAUCACGAGCGAGUUGUCAACCACAGGAGCACAGUGCAGAGGAGAGAGACACGCAGAGGUCAUCUCUAGGCAACGAGAAGCUCUCGGAGAGCUGAGAGGCAGAAUAAAAGGCAUGGAGCAGAACAGACCCCCAUUACCCACUCAAGACCAGGCCUUACAGCAGGUCAUCCUCCUCAAGAAAGAGCUAGCCGAGAUGAGGGCCAAGCAAGCCCAGAUCUCGGCCAUGUCAGGUCAGUCCUCCUCCCCCGAUGUCCUGCUGGAACGUGAGGUCGCCAAGGCCAGAGGUCAAAUCUCGACCUCCGUCUCGGACGCAGCCAUAGAGAGGAGCGCCAGGGUGGAGAUCCAACAAUCCAUGGAUAAGAGCGAAACAGCUUACAUGGAGCUGUCCGGGACGGUCGCCCGACUGCUGGGGCUGGGUGAGAUCCCCGGCCAGGAAUCGCUGGCCCACUUGCCGGACGAGAAGGAGCGCAUCAUCAAGGAGAGGGGCAGCAGCCACGAACUCAUCUUGAGUCGGCUGAAGACGCUCAACCAGCGUCUGGAACGCAAGGACGCCCUCCUGCAGGGCUACGAGAAGGACCUUGAGAAGCUGCGAUUGGCCGAGAGGGUAGCCAAUGAGAAGGCAGGCCAGGUGGAGAGUUUGGCGGGUGAUGUUAGGAGUCGCCAGGAGGAGUCACACUACCUGAGAGAGACCCUGAGGAGAACGAGAGAAGAACUAGAUAAGGAGAGGAGACUCAAUAGUGCAAUCAAGAGUAAAAAGACAUUCCAUCUUGAAAACGAUGAGAAGAACAAGCAAGUGUGGCCCAAACACAAGUGCUAUGAAGAUGAUGCCAAGACGAAUAAGAAGGAGGGCAAGAAGAAGCUGCAACAGGAGAAGUUUAUACGCAAGGAAUACGAGAUAGAAACACUGAAAGCGGAACUAGAAGCCAAGGAUCAAAAGCUAUGUGAGACCACAGCUAGACUCAUCAACAUGGAAAAUGCUGCUAUGUCAUGAUUCCUUUGCUCCAAAACAUCUACGUCUGGUUAGCUAUCCUCCAGGUCAACGUCCCUUCCACCUUUCUUUCACAUGGGAACAGAGUAAUCGCAUCAAAAAGGUCAAAGGUCAAAGUUCAGAUAUCACCAAAGGGAAGAAAGGAUGUGUCAUCCUGCGUAUGAUGUUACAUUAAUGAUGAUAGUAAUGAUAAAUCUGGAUUUAUAUAGUGUUUAGUACCGAAGAGCGUCUCUAAGCGCUUUAAAGAUAAUAUUAUUACCCCAAUCUUAAUAGAAUGUGUUUAAAAACAAGAAAGCAAAAGAGAUUUGUUAAAUGCCAGAUGGCAGCGUACUCAAUUUUGUAUUCAUUUAAGAGCGUGUACUGCUAGUUUGUAAAUCACUACAUCACCUUGAUCUAGAUGUAAAUGAAAUGUAAAAGUUGAGCAACAUUUGACUUUGACUUGUACUAUUUAAUAAUAGAUGUGUAGUUCAUAUUCAUUAUUCUUGUCCUGAAUCAGGCCAUGAUUUCUUUUCUUCUCAAAUUUAGCCUAAAGGUAAUUUUGCAGUUCUUGUAUUAAAAAUGAAUGUCUUUUAUAUUCUAACGAUGGAAACUGCUAAAUGAAGCCGUCUUGAAUAAAAAUGUAAAACUGAAGGUAUGGACAAAACGCAAUUGGGAAGGUAGUAAAAGAUAUAAGGAAUAAUUCAAAACACUUGAAAAUCAAGUCUUGAAAUAUCUCGAUAGUACAUACCAAACUAGGAGAGCCCAUAGCAUUUAAGUCUUAAGAAUAAUCUAUUUUGUUGCUUAAAUUUAGCAACAAAAGUAAAAGAAAUAAGAAAUAAUUUAAAACACUUGAAAAUGAAGAUUUGAAAUAUUUUGAUAGUACAUACCAAACUAGGAGGGCACAAGGCAUUUGAGAAUGAUCGAUUUUAUUGCUAAAAUUCAAUUAAUUGUAAAAAUAAGUUUAGGAUGUAAUGCAUACUCAUUUAAGAUAUUGUACAGUUAAUGCGGAAGCAUCUAUUUUCGGGCAUUAUCUAAAUAGCAUACAAGGUCUUGGUAGCUGUGUGAUGUGUCAGUUGUUUCAAAAUUUCUUCACAGUUUGUCUCAAUUGUAAUGAAACAGGUAUAGUUUUGAAUUUUGUUCUGAUGAAUUACAAUGAUUGAUUUGAAAGUUGUAGAAUACUAAAUGUUUUUGCCUUUUUAAAGAGAUUUAUUUCCAAUCUUGAAAUCAAAA
Messenger RNA from Strongylocentrotus purpuratus (purple sea urchin), 5487 nucleotides. RefSeq names its product forkhead-associated domain-containing protein 1. NCBI's taxonomy places the organism in Eukaryota, Metazoa, Echinodermata, Echinoidea, Camarodonta, Strongylocentrotidae. Gene Ontology annotation, molecular function: protein binding. The record is from RefSeq and is a predicted model, not a curated record.